AUGGAAAAGCAAGCGGAAGCGGACAAGUUCCAGCGAUGGAGAGCAUUCCGGCAAGCCGACAUGUUAGAUGCGUUUAAGAGAAUGAUGGGCCUAGAUGCCGAGUUUAGGGGUGUACAAUUCGCCAUUUUACGGGCGUUGCAGGAAGGGCAUAAGAAUGUUUUAGGCAUCAUGCCCACCGGCGGCGGUAAGAGUUUGACAUUCAUGUUGCUAGCCCGUUGUUCGCCUAGCGGAGUUACCAUCGUCGUGGUGCCGUUAACGGCGUUAGAGGGCGACAUGGCAAGCAUCGUAUUCGUCACACCAGAGGCAGCGGUCGGACAAGCGUUCAAGCGGUUCAUGCAACAGAAGAAGUUAACAGGCCAGUUAGACCGAUUGGUGAUCGACGAGUGCCACGUCGUGUUAGAUUCUAGGCGGAAGACAGCCGACAAAGACGCAUGGCGACCGGAGAUUUUAGAGUUAUAUAAGACAAUCGAGCAGUUAGUGCAGACGUUGUUUUUAACAGCAACAUUGCCGCCACGGAACGAGUUGGAGUUUUACGACAAGAUGAACAUCAACAAGCACGAAAUCGUUAAGAUCCGGGACAGCACGACACGUAAGGAGAUUAAGUACCAGGUUGUCGAUUACGAGGAAGAGGAGGAAGAAGAGGCAUUACAACGCAUGGUUGACGACAAGAAGAGAUAA
Messenger RNA from Aureobasidium namibiae CBS 147.97, 678 nucleotides. Its product is annotated as P-loop containing nucleoside triphosphate hydrolase protein. Gene Ontology annotation, biological process: double-strand break repair via homologous recombination. The transcript is spliced from 2 exons. Gene Ontology annotation, molecular function: 3'-5' DNA helicase activity; four-way junction helicase activity; nucleic acid binding. The record is from RefSeq and is a predicted model, not a curated record. Gene Ontology annotation, cellular component: chromosome; cytoplasm. Lineage: Eukaryota; Fungi; Ascomycota; Dothideomycetes; Dothideales; Saccotheciaceae. Bases 1 to 678 code for a protein of 225 amino acids.